AUGCCCCAGAGGUGUCCUGAGAUCCCCGACCUCGUGAGCAUCAUCCACGGGAAGCUGGAGGAGGUGGACGAGGAGCACCUGCGGAAGGCGGCCCAGCAGACCGUGUACAUCCUGGCGGCCCAGCACUCCAGCCUCGUGGUCUCCAGCCUCCUGGGCAGCUCCCUGCCCUUCGACAGCCACACGUGUGCCAUGUGGAGGUCCCUGGCCACGGAGCCCGCCCUCACCUCCCAGGUGCUGGAGCAGCUCCUGGAGAAGCUCAGCAGGGACAUCCCCUACAAGGAGAGCAAGAGCUUCCUGCUGGGCGGGGGAGCCGAGCGCGUGGCCACCGCCCUGCCCCUGGCUGCCACGUGCGCUCUCCACGAGCUCCUGUCGGCCCCCGAGGCCGGGCCCGCCGUGCUGGGGCUCUACCCGGCCCUCUUCGGGACCCUCCUGCUGCGCCUCAGCUGCUCCCUGGGGGUGCAGCUCCCCAAAAACCUGCAGGGCAGGGACAGGAGGGGCCACGGAGCCGCCGCCCGGAGCCUCCAGCCCGGCAGGUACCGGGGGAAACCGGGAUGGGGAGGGGAGGGG
Messenger RNA from Pipra filicauda (Wire-tailed manakin), 567 nucleotides. RefSeq names its product maestro heat-like repeat-containing protein family member 1. The annotation marks the transcript as partial. Gene Ontology annotation, cellular component: cytoplasm. The record is from RefSeq and is a predicted model, not a curated record. The transcript is spliced from 4 exons. NCBI's taxonomy places the organism in Eukaryota, Metazoa, Chordata, Aves, Passeriformes, Pipridae.